GCCUGCCUUUCUUCCUCCUCCCUCGGAAACACCAUCCCCUCUUUUGGUUGUGUCUCCAGGUUUCGCCUACUCCGCCACCCGUAGCACAUUCUUCUCGGGUUCGUCGGAGGAUUCGACAUCGUCUGUCGGAAUUUGCACGGCAUCAUCCAUUCCGCCGAGGAGAGUCCCCGGCGGAGUUGCGGUCGGGAAGCGAUUGCAAGGGUGAUGGAGCAAUUCCGGCAGAUCGGUGAAGCUCUAGGAAGCAUCAAGGCUCUGAUGGUGUUCCGCGACGAGCUGCGCGUCAACCAGCGCCAGUGUUGCUUGCUCGUGGAUGCCUUCAACCUCGCCUAUCACGGCAUAGCGGAGGAGAUGAGAAGCCAUCUAAGGUUCGACGAGAAGCUCAUCAAGUGGAAAGCCCUCGAGCCGCCUCUCAAGGAGCUCCACCGGAUAUUCCGAGAGGGGGAGCAAUACAUCAAACAGUGCUUGGAGGCCAGGGACUGGUGGGGGAAAGCCGUAGCCCUCGGCCAGAACGCCGACUGCGUCGAGUUCCACAUCCACGACCUGCUAUGGUGCAUCCCCGUCGUGGUAGAGGCGAUCGAGAACGUCGGGGAGAUCACGGGAACCGACCAAGAAGAGAUAUACAGGAAGAAAUUUGUCUUCUCCAAGAAGUACGAGAAGGACUGGUUGGAGCCCAAGCUGUUUCAGCUCAAGCUGGGAAAGACGUACUUGGUCUCGCAAGAACUGUGCAGCAGGAUGGACACGGCAUGGAAGGAAGAUCGAUGGAUCCUAUCGGAGAGGAUAGCCGAGAAGCGAAGCCCUGGAUCGAAGCCCCUGACGAAGCAAGAGAACCGGCUCGCUGAGCUCCUGGUGUCUCCCAACGGGAAACUCUUCCCCUGCUCGCUUCUCACCGGAUCCAGCGACUACCAGGUCAGAAGAAGAUUUGGGUCUGGAAACAACUACAAGGAAGUGCAGUGGUUGGGCGAGAGCUUCUCCGUGAAGCAUGUCAUCGGUGAGAUUGAGCCACUGAUGAGUGAGAUAUCUCUCCUCUCGUCCAUCACGCACCCGAACGUCGUGCGCUACAUGUACUCGUUUGUCGACGAAGAGAAGAAAGAGAGCUACAUGGUGAUGGAGUUGAUGAGCAAGGAUCUCUGCAGCUACAUCAACGAGAUCUCUUCCACGAGGAGAAAGGUCCCCUUCCCUCUGCUGGUGGCGGUGGACACGAUGCACCAAAUCGCGAGGGGAAUGGAGUAUCUUCACGGUAAGAACAUAUACCACGGCGACUUGAAUCCUUCGAACAUAUUGGUCAAGACAAGAAACUCUUCGCCGGAUGGGUAUCUGCACGUAAAAGUGACCGGCUUUGGUCUGUCGUCGGUGAAGAACUCCAAACCUUCGGCAAACCAAGCACCUGCCACCAACCCAUGCAUCUGGUAUGCCCCGGAAGUGCUCCUGGAGCAGGAGACGUCGGGGGAGAGCGGUAGCGCAUCGAAGUGCACGGAGAAGGCAGACGUCUACAGCUUUUCGAUGUUAUGCUUCGAGCUGUUGACGGGGAAAAUCCCCUUCGAGGACGAUCAUCUCCAAGGGGAUAAGAUGAGCAAGAACAUAAGAGCCGGUGCAAGGCCGCUGUUCCCGUUUCACUCUCCCAAGUUCCUCACCAACCUCACAAAGAGAUGUUGGCACGCCGAUCCCUCUCAGCGACCCAGCUUCUCUUCCAUCUGCAGAGUGCUUCGGUACAUCAAAAGGUUCCUAGUCAUGAACCCAGAUCACAGCCAGCCUGAUGCACCGAUGCCACCGGUGGAUUACUUCGACCUCGAAACCAGUCUGUCCAAGAAAUUCGCAAGCUGGGCAAGGAAGGACACUCCCCGCGUCUCAGAAAUCCCCUUUCAAAUGUAUGCCUACAGGGUCGUGGAAAGGGAGAAGACGAGUGCCAACGUCAAGGACAAGUGCUCGGAUUCGGGGAGCGAAGUAGCGUCACUUUGCGGCGAUGAGAACGUGUUUAGCAUAACUCCCCCAGAUGACGCGGUGUCUACCUCUGUGAACACCGCAAAGUCGUCGUCUCAGAAUUCUGCUGAUGCCAAGAACAAGUCCUCCGCCAAGAAAGCAAAUGGCAAGUCCAACAAGCAAACAGGACAACAUCAAAAACUAGGAAGCACGAGACCACCGCACCUUUCAAUGUUUGGGCGCAACCUCAGGACGAACCCUGGGAGCCGAAUUCAACCAAUCAUGAUGAGUCCAAGGAGGAGGGCAACAGGGCAUGCAUCGGAUUCCGAGCUGACAUAGACCUGAAACCCUCGUAUUACGAUCAACAACUACAUUUCCAAGGAAGACCAACUCGAGGUGGUAGUUCGCAAGAACAGAUCCACAGAGCUCAUGCACAAAAUGUCGGACAGUAACAUUAGUGUCCUGCUUAAUCUUGACCUUGUGAUGGUCCUUCUGGAAGCAAUGGAGUCAAAAUCACCUGCAUGCUCUUGUGACACGAUCAAUGCACUUUGCAGCUCCUUGUAAAGAACACCACUAUGUACUGUGUCUUUCUUGUUAGUUCGAUUAAAUGUGAAUCUAUUUCUUUUUUA
Molecule: messenger RNA, 2546 nt
Organism: Musa acuminata subsp. malaccensis (wild Malaysian banana)
Lineage: Eukaryota; Viridiplantae; Streptophyta; Magnoliopsida; Zingiberales; Musaceae
Biological process (GO): protein phosphorylation; signal transduction
Cellular component (GO): cytoplasm
Molecular function (GO): ATP binding; protein kinase activity
Source: RefSeq, a predicted model, not a curated record